AUGGACCUCUUUCGGCGUCAUAAAGGCCACCAUGAGGUCAAGACAGAUCAAUACUGGGCACUUGGGUACUACUUUGAAAGCCUGAACGACGAGCAGAAACAUCAACGCCGGGAAUAUCUGGAAUGGUAUGGAUUCGUCGCACAAUGGUCCGUCCUGGUCAUAUUUGCGCUCUUUCAGAUUGGCUUCGCCUUUUCGUGGGUGAUGAAAACCGGGUUGAAGAUUGAUCAGCCCAAAUCACCGUCAUUCACCAAACGGCCAAAGGACAGGCUCGGAUGGCUGCGAAGCAUACAGACCGGAUGUAGCAGGAUGAGCUGGUGGAUGCGAAAGGAUGUCAUUCGGGGCUGGAACUGGGGCACAAGAGGAGAAUGGAUCGGAGCCAGCGUCUGGACAGUGUGGUUGCUGUAUCUUUGCAUUGCUCACACCGGGAACGACUACCUCCAUCUCACCAAGCGUUUCGGACAAGUUGGCGCGUCGCAGCUACCAAUUCACUACUUACUGGCAGUGCGAGCACCAUGGAGUCCUGUGCAAUGGCUGACACGGCUUUCCCACGAGCAAAUCAAGGCCUCGCAUCAGAUCCUGGGACGCAUCACAUUCCUGCUUUUCCUAAUGCAUACGGCCCUGUAUUUGAACUUCUUUGUUCUAUCAGGGUUUCUAGCAAAGCGCAUUAAGGACUGGGACGUCAUUUGGGGCCUUGUGAGCAUCAUCCUCUUCACCACCAUCUCCACGACUGCCCUCGGAUUCAUACGCCGCAAGAACUAUCGAGUGUUCUACAUCUCUCAUAUCGCUAUUGCAAAUUUCAUCGUCGUGCCCCUGUAUCUGCACGUAUCUCAUAUCCGCAUCUACGUGUAUGAGAUUCUUGCGGUAGAGGCAUUACAUGUCAUUUCCCGAGCUGUAUGUCUGAAGAUGUACCAAGGUACUCUCAGACUUCUGCCAGGCACCAAUCUCGUCCAGGUCCGCAUCCCGCUGCCGGCAGAAAGCGCCGCGCUUACUUGGAAGCCUGGCCAGCAUGUGUACCUCAGCAGACCGCAUAUCAGGGGGAAAGCUCCUACGUGGUACGACCAAUGGCUUAUGACGAAUAAGACGAACCCCUUCACGGUUGCUUCCCUCCCGUCAAAAGACAAGGAACUACUUCUCAUUGCAAGAACGCUCAACGGCAACACCAAGUAUCUGGGAGAACUGGCGCGCUCUUUGUCACAGGGGGGAAGCAAUGUGCCCAUGCUACCUACAGCUGGUGGUGACAUUCCCAUCCUGCCUUUCUCCCUCGAAGGACCAUACGGAGCCUCCAACCGACUACCUGAUUUAUCAGACUUUGACAAAAUACUUUUGGUAGCUGGCGGGGUUGGUGCAACGUUCAUCAUGCCCAUCUAUCGCAGCAUCAUCGACUUGCACGACCCCACACCUGCAGGUACCCAGAUCCGGUGCAUUUGGGCGGUUCAGAAGCUGGCUGAAACGCAGUGGGCAUUCCCUGCAAGUUCCGCACCCAAUGACGAGCACGAAGAUGACGCAGCGGCCGAUGCGAACGAGGGUGGUUUAUUGCAAGGGCCGCAGAUUGUCGAGGUCUACGUUACACGACCUUCGGGACCCAACCUGCAAGUCGACGCGAGCGCGGCUGGCGUGUUCGCUAUUGACGACGACGAGGACGGGGAGGGGAUUGAGAUGCAAGAGAACGAGCAGCUGCUGAGCAUGGAGGAGCAGAUGGAGAAGCCGCGAAAGGGGAUGCUUGUCAGAAGCGGAAGGCCGGAUCUAAGUAACGUUGUCGAUGAGGUGUUUAGCAAGGGUAUGAAAACGGCGGUAAUCUGCUGCGGGCCGAAGAGGCUGACGGACGAUCUCAAGAGAAGCGUUGAGAUUUGGGUUAAGAAGGGACACGACGUGUUUUGGUACGACGAGACGUUCGGCUGGUGA
This is a messenger RNA of Alternaria novae-zelandiae, 1902 nucleotides long. RefSeq lists its product as uncharacterized. NCBI's taxonomy places the organism in Eukaryota, Fungi, Ascomycota, Dothideomycetes, Pleosporales, Pleosporaceae. The record is from RefSeq and is a predicted model, not a curated record. Gene Ontology annotation, biological process: iron ion transport; copper ion import; intracellular iron ion homeostasis. The coding region runs from base 1 to 1902 and encodes 633 amino acids. Gene Ontology annotation, molecular function: ferric-chelate reductase activity. Gene Ontology annotation, cellular component: plasma membrane. The transcript has 2 exons.